AUGACACGUUGUUUAGGCAAAGUGAUUGGAAGACAGAAGUCCAAUGUUUUGUUUAAAAGUCUUUGUGCUAAGGCUUUUGAAAUGCUUCACUUGAAAGCAAAAUUCUCAUUAUUCCAUCACAGUAGUUCAGUAGUUUCCACCAUGAACCAGCACUUGGUUCAACCCCAUGACGGCGUUUCCGCCGAAGCAUCUGCGCUCGAGCUGGUGGUUGCCACGGUGGUCCUGGCUUUGCUUUCGCAAGUCUUUUGGCUUUGCUGGUGCUCAUGUUUCCGUCAUGUCAAGAGAUGUUAUUACUCUUAUUUUUCUUCUUGUUCCUCUUCCUCGGCCGCCACCAUGGACCCGUCGGCGAUCGCUGACGUGGAGAGUAUCCUUAACUACAAGUUCAAAGACAAACGCCUCCUCGAGGAAGCUCUGACGCAUUCUUCGUUCACCAAGACUGUGUCGUUCGAAAGACUAGAGUUCAUCGGCGACGCCGCGCUCUGCUUGGCCGUCGCUACUCAUUUCUUUCGUUUGGGGCAGCUGAAGCUAACCCCCGGCCAACUCACGAAGCUCCGAGAAAAGUGCGUAAGCAACGUGAAACUCGCGCGCGUGGCUGCUGAUCAUGGCCUUUACUGGUCGCUCAGGAGAAACAACACUGCUAGUCUCGACAACGAUGUAAGGAAGUAUGAAAGGACAGUGAAAGAUGCAGCUGAUGAUCAUAACAUUACAGUUACACAUCCAGACAUACUGGCUGAUGUUGUAGAGGCUUUGGCAGGUGCUGUUUAUUUGGACGUCAAUUUUGAUCUAGACAAGCUGUGGACGAUCUUUAAAGGUCUAUUGGGUGUUGAUGAAAUCAUGCUGCCAAAGGAUGGACCUGACCUGUCUUCUGAGAUUAAAGGAGCACAAAAUGAGUUGUAUGGAUUAUGUGGCAAGAGAAAGUGGAAAGAACCUGUUUACAGAAAAGUAAAAGAUGAAGGUCCCUCACAUGAGAGGAAAUAUAUGUAUUCAGUUGAAAUUGAAAUUGAAGAUGUUGUGCUCUGCAUGGAGGGUAAUGAAAAACUUACAGAAAAAGAUGCCAGGAACUCUGCAGCUUUCCUUUUGAUCUGUUUCCUAGAAGAAGCUGGCAAUAUGUGAUUCUGCUGCUUGCUUGGAGGAUCAUAUCUGCUAUAUAUGGGGUAAUAUUAGUAAACUCUAUUGCUGUAAGCUGUAGGUUGGCUUGAGAAAACUUGAAAUGGAUUUACCAUAACAGCAAGAUAUAGGCAUGGAAGCAGCUUUAGCUUGCAAGUUUGUAUUAUCUUUGAAUAAUGAAUCUGUUGGUCUGAAACUGAGCAAUGAUGGUUCUUGAAUCAAUAAAACAGAACUGUAUGCUAUUUAAACUA
Theobroma umbraticum is the source of this 1358-nucleotide messenger RNA. Its product is annotated as ribonuclease 3-like protein 2. Gene Ontology annotation, molecular function: ribonuclease III activity; RNA binding. Lineage: Eukaryota; Viridiplantae; Streptophyta; Magnoliopsida; Malvales; Malvaceae. The record is from RefSeq and is a predicted model, not a curated record. Gene Ontology annotation, biological process: siRNA processing. Gene Ontology annotation, cellular component: cytoplasm; nucleus.